UCGUUGGUUUCAAUUUCAAAACAAACUCACAAAAACCCUCCAAAUUCCCCGCCACCGCCCUACCCCAUGGCCACCACUUCUAAUCUUCCAUCCUCCACAGCCUCCGCCGCCACCACCACUACACGUCCCUUCGCCUCCACCACCACCACUACUACUGCUGCUGCAACCGUUAAGUCCCCCUCAAGGCCUCAAACUCCCCACGCUUCUCCAUUCCCACUUUACCACUACUACGCAUCUCAAAACAUUCAAAUUAGACCCCAAACCCAAACCCAAGCAAAAACCCAAAUUUCAAAUCCAAUUUCAUCGUCUCAGCAACAACAGGGGAUUCUCUACCCAGUUGCUUCCUCUGGCCGCGGUUUCAUCCCCAGGCCUAUCCGCCCUCUAGAUCAGACCGUUACCCUGGCUAAUAACCAAAACCUUACCCCUGGCGCGUACCAACCACGUGCUGUUGGAGUUGCUUAUAGAACUCCAAUUGGGUCUGGUUCCGCGUCUGCUUCGGGAGCUGGCACCGGUUCUCCACGGUCUCAUCCUCAUUUGGAUUCUGGAUUGGCGCAACAUCCUCAUCCUUCUUUUCAUCAUCCCGUGCACAUGAUUAGACAGCACCCAACUCACUUGCAACAUCAGCAGCAGCAGCAGCAUUAUUUAAGUGGUUCCGUUGGUGUCGGAUUGGCUCCGAUUAAGGGAAUUCCGGUUGCUGGGCAACUCAAGGCUGCUUCAUCUCCAUCACCAGUUUCUGAUUCUAAUGUCUAUAAAAGUUUAAGGGACAGAAGCAGAGAUGAUACUCUUACUGUGAUUAGGGAUCGAAAAGUAAAAAUAUCAGAUGAGGCUUCUAUUUAUGCACUUUGUCGAUCAUGGUUGAGAAAUGGAUUUCAUGAGGAAAGUCAGCCACACUAUGGGGAUGUUGUAAAGUCUCUUCCAAGACCUUUACCUAUGCAUGUUUUAGGCACUCAUUCGCCAAAGAAGGAAGGAGAAGAAGUAGAAGAUGAUGAGAAGGAUGAGCAGUCUGUUGAUCAUUUAUCUGCACAAGAUCUCUUAAAGAGACAUAUUAAGCGCGCUAAAAAGGUUCGGGCACGUUUAAGGGAAGGAAGGUUGAAGCGAAUUGCAAGAUACAAAACCAGGCUGGCACUUCUCCUUCCUCCGCAGGUAGAACAGUUCAGAAAUGACACUGCUGCUGGAAACUGAUCCACACUGAUGAGACAAGACAUUUAGAUAUUAACACACCCUCACAUAGAAUGAGUGAGGGAAAAGCGAAGUGCUCAACAAUGGUGGCAGAGUUGAAUGAUCCAAGUCACAGUUGGAGGCAAUAGGGUAAAACUUGUUCAGUUGGUUUGUUUAUGAAGUAACUGUGUGAUGAUCUAACAUUGUCCAGCCUGAAAACAGAAAUUGUUCUCAUGUUUUUCAUGGUUGAAGGGGCUGGAAUAGGAAAAUGUGAAUCAGAAAUGCCAUGAUUUUAGUCUCGGGAGAUAUUUCAACAUCGCCUGAUUUCCAUCUUGUUGCUGUAAAAUGUAUUAUUUGGCUGUUGAAUUUCACCAACACUAACACAUAUUUUGUAGUGAUAGCUGCAGAUUUCAACAUUGGAUUGUUCUCUAAAUGUCAUUAUGCUUUUAUCUUUUCAAUUUCAAGAAAUAAAAUGCUUUACGAUUUGCAGUUGA
This is a messenger RNA of Hevea brasiliensis (rubber tree), 1652 nucleotides long. RefSeq lists its product as uncharacterized. Gene Ontology annotation, cellular component: transcription repressor complex. The transcript has 7 exons. Bases 67 to 1182 code for a protein of 371 amino acids. The record is from RefSeq and is a predicted model, not a curated record. NCBI's taxonomy places the organism in Eukaryota, Viridiplantae, Streptophyta, Magnoliopsida, Malpighiales, Euphorbiaceae.